UCUGCAUCCAUACGUACAUGGGGAUGCCCGCGCUGCCGACCACCCCGGCAUCGGAAGCAGCUCACACCUCGCUACCUCCGUCUGAAGAGGGCUCCUCCAGCGCCCUGGGCGCCCCAUUUGGCAAAUCUACCCAGAUCAUGUCAGCUAAGCUUCUAGUGGUUUUCUUCCUUCUGUCAGUGUUUCAAGCCUGUUCUAGAAAGGUUGAAGAGGAUGAAUAUGAAGACGGAACAACUAACCAAAAAUGGGUAUUAGCUCCAAAAACACAGGACACAGAUGUGACUCUCAUACUAAACAAGCUGCUGAGAGAGUAUGACAAAAAGCUGCGGCCAGAUAUUGGAAUAAAACCAACAGUUAUUGAUGUUGACAUUUAUGUCAACAGCAUUGGUCCUGUAUCAUCAAUAAAUAUGGAAUAUCAAAUUGAUAUAUUUUUUGCCCAGACAUGGACAGACAGCCGUCUUCGUUUCAACAGCACCAUGAAAAUACUGACCCUGAACAGCAACAUGGUUGGUUUGAUUUGGAUACCAGAUACGAUAUUCCGGAAUUCCAAAACAGCAGAAGCUCACUGGAUCACCACCCCCAAUCAGCUGCUCAGGAUAUGGAACGAUGGCAAAAUCUUAUAUACCCUCAGGCUUACCAUCAAUGCUGAAUGCCAGCUGCAGCUACAUAAUUUCCCAAUGGAUGAACACUCGUGUCCAUUGAUAUUCUCUAGCUACGGCUACCCUAAAGAGGAAAUGAUUUACAGAUGGAGAAAAAAUUCAGUCGAGGCUGCUGACCAGAAGUCUUGGAGACUCUAUCAGUUUGACUUUAUGGGUCUUAGAAACACUUCAGAAAUUGUGAAGACCUCUGCAGGUGAUUAUGUAGUCAUGACUAUAUACUUUGAUUUAAGUAGAAGAAUGGGAUACUUCACUAUUCAAACAUACAUUCCCUGUAUAUUAACAGUUGUUCUUUCCUGGGUAUCCUUUUGGAUUAAAAAAGAUGCCACACCAGCAAGAACAGCAUUAGGUAUUACCACAGUAUUGACUAUGACAACUUUGAGUACCAUUGCCAGAAAGUCAUUACCCCGUGUCUCCUAUGUCACCGCUAUGGAUCUGUUUGUGACUGUGUGCUUUCUAUUUGUCUUUGCUGCUCUGAUGGAGUAUGCAACCCUCAACUACUACUCAAGUUGCAGAAAACCAAACUGUACUAAGAAGAAAAAGUCGCUACCAGAUGUCAGUUUUGGUCAUGUGAUGAAUUAUUCUGUACUUGAUAUGAGACCACCAGCUACAGUCAUCACAUUGAACAAUGCCAUGUAUUGGCAAGAAUUUGAAGAGGCAUGUGUCUAUGAAUGCCUGGAUGGGAAAGACUGCCAGAGCUUUUUCUGUUGUUAUGAAGAAUGUAAAUCAGGCUCAUGGAGGAGAGGACGGAUUCACAUAGACAUCUUAGAACUGGACUCUUACUCUAGGGUCUUUUUUCCUACAUCCUUCCUUCUGUUUAACCUGGUCUACUGGGUUGGAUACCUCUAUCUUUAAAUUUUGCCUGUAGUGGUGAAGACUACUGUUUUCACGCUGCUUAGGGGUGGUGAAAGUGCAGAAAAAGUGAAGGACACGGUCAGUUUCAUCUCAAAUUAUGGCGGCCACGUUAACCUUCAUCAUCAGGGAAACUGAUGAAGAAUUUUAGUAUGUAAUUGCCUGAAAAAGAAAAACAUGGAUGAAUUCUCUCCUUACUGCUAUUCAUUUUAAGGAAAAGAUUCUUACUAAAUUCAGCUGAAUUUGUAGUAUAAGCGAUGUUUAUGAAAAAUUAUUGUAUAUUAGAAUCUUUACUACUCUCCCUUGGCAUAGAAGCUAUACACAAUUCAGGCAAAGGUUAAAUAUGUAAUUUUUGUUCUUCAUUCCCAUAUUUUCUUCAAAAUGCUGACAUAUCCCUGAGACUCAAAACAACAUCCACAGGCAUUGGCAAAGCCCACUAAGCCACCCAUUUGUAUUUAAACUUGCUUGAGCUAUGACCCAUAGGUUCUGGGAAUUUUUUUCUUGGUGAUUUCGUUGCGAUAGAGAAACCACCAAAAGACAGAAAAAAAUAUCUCCAAUGGGACUAAGAUGAUGUGAAAGUUACUUCCUGUAAAGGUCUGGGAUUUAUGGAAUUAGCAAUUUACCUACACAGAUUGAUUUUAAUUUGAGGUGAAAAGGCUGAGUUAGAAGAAUGCUAAUAUUUUGAUGUAAAGUGAAAGAUUUGCCUAUCUUGGAGGUAGUUGUGGAUAUAACUUCUACAGCUUUUCAAAACUUUACUGUCUUUUUUAUGACUGGUUAAACACAGGAAAGUCGUUGAUUUCUAAAGUACUCUACUUGAAGCAGGACAUGAUUCCUGCUUGUUUAUGUCGUUGUAGCAGACCAUAGUUGAUAGACCAGGAGUAAGAUUCACUACACAAUAGCACUACAAGUUGUGAGUUUCUUCAGAUUCCAAUUUACUACAAAGUGCACUCAUUCAUUCUUAUUUUUUCUCUCUAAGUUAUUUUAUAAAAUGGAAAAAAGUGUAUGCCAAAGUACAUUUUUAUUCCUUCCAUGAAGUUAAAAAUUGCAGUCCUCAUUCAUGGCAGACAGUUCUUGGGUCUGAGCUGAAGAUUGGACACUUUUGACUUGAAUAGUGCAUUAUGGGAGCUCAAUUGUCUGCCUUGGAUUAAGCAUGGACUAGUUCCCCCAUAUAGAAAAAGGUUGCUUUGUUUUGAUUUUUUUCACAGACUAGCAACUACAUUUUAAUCUAGAAAGCCAUGCUGUUUUUUUCAAAAGCUUUACCAUUAACUUCUUAAACUACCCAUUUUACAAAACUUAGUUUUACAGUGUUGAAUUAGUUUACUUUUUUUACAGACUCCCUCAAUAAUUUUUAUUAAGCAAACAAAUCAGACUCAAAACUAAAGAGCAAUGGCUCUUCAGUGCUCUUUGGAUGACAAAUAGUUACAAAUGAUAAAAGUAAAGCACAUCUAAAAGGUAAAUUCUGAUUUUUUCUUGUCUGGAAGACCGGAUCAAUUUUUCCUUAUCUAAAUGAAAAUAUGUGUCUCUUCCACACAAUAUUUGAAAAAAAUGAAUAGUAGAUAUGAUUGAGGAGCAAUUAUUUUUAUUGUCAGAAAGCAAAUCCUGCAAACAUGCAAAGACUAGUGCAAAGGUGAUUUUAAAGGAAUAGUAAUGUAGUCAUGUUCUUUGAAACAGUCUGUCAUUGCUGUUUCUCUGUGCUUCCACAGUAUUUUUAACUGAAAAAAAAAAGCUAACACAAAAGGUAAAUAUAGUUUUUCAAAAUAUUUUCAUCUGCUUUUCAAUUGUCUGAAGUACCAGAGCCAGAAAGCUAGGUUUACAGUGGGGAGGGGAACCAUUUAUCCAAGAACUGACAAAAUUCAAAGUAGAAGCACAGAGAAGAAAUCAGAUAUUUUGGGGUAGGAGCAAAAUCUCAUCUUGAGCAAAAGCUGUCCAAUCUGGAUUCUAAACUAAUAAUGACCCAUUGAUUUCAAAAUACAUGUUGAAGCUUUUGCUAACUCUUAGUAGCAAAUUACUCUGUAAACCAAUUACUCUGUAAAACUCUGUGUCCAGCUCCUGUAAGUAUGAAUUAUAUUUAGGGAUCGGAAUUAUCUUUUCAGCAGGGCAAGAAGGAGUUUGAAUUGAAGCUGAAUAUCCCAGGCUGAAAUUAUGAAUUAGUCAGAUUUAACAGCCACUUUCAGCCAUACGUUGCAAGAAUACUAGUAAAAUAUGAAGCCUAAAUAAAAGAAUGGAACCAGAUAUCCUUUAGGGGACUGAUCCUGCAAAGCCUCUGCACAAUCAGUUUUGGUGGGAGUACUUAAACAAAUGAGACACAAGAAAGCGGCUUCCACCACUAGAUCUUGGAUAAGUAAAGUGAGGUUUAUUUUAGCAAUGGCAUACUUCAGCAAACAUCCUGGGAGUAAGUGUGGAAAGGGAAUGUUUGAUUUUUAGAUGAUGUGCACAUGCUAUUCUUACGCUUCUGCUCACAGCUACCCACUUUAGCUAAAAGCACACAAUACUGUCAGAUCCUUCCUUGGAAGACUGAUUCUGCUAAGGCUGUUUAUAUUGCCUCCACUUUUUGAGUGCUUUCAUAAGCACAUAUUGGAAGCAUAAUAUUCCACUUUUGAGGCUCCUGACCAAAACAGAAUGUGCAGCCAGUUCUGGUUUCCUCUCUUACACUGACAACAGAGGAUAUAUUCUACUUUGAAGUAUAUUCUACUUUGGGGUUAAGUACAAUAAAUUGGUUUGUAUGCAAGGUAAGCACAGAGGUCUGCACAGAUCUGUACGCCAGACAUUCUGCAUUAUUAAAAAAUAUCCUCAUUAGUGUUCAGACAUCCUUUUGAUUCCUUUGUGAACUGAAAAAAAUUAACACUUCUGUGGGACUGCAGAGUCCCGUCAGAAAUUUCAGAAUCACCUUUUAGCGUUUUAGAACACUUUAUUGUCAGAUAAUUUCAUAUUCAAGAUGCAUUUCCUCAGCUACUUCUUUUUUGUAAUUUCGUACUUUUUUUUGCCUUUCUAGGAAAGGGAAGGGAAUGGAAGUAUGUGUGAGUAUAUCCAACUCAUUUAGGUAUGUCUGUAGAAUCACAAAAUCAAGUACCUUCUCAUUAUAUUCUUUCCUUAUUAAAGUUACAGAAAAGAUUGUGAGUUUUUUAACCUUAAUUCCUUGCACAAUAAUCCACUUUUCCCAGCAAGAUGAAUAGUUGUAAAAUCAAACCUCUGCUUUCAUUCCCUUCACUUCAGUUCAGUUGCAUUCACUUCAAUUAAGAACUGAGGAAUAGUAUUUUCCUGCUUAAGGACAGCAUUUUCAAGGCAGCUAAGAAUGUAUGAAAAUAUUGCUCUGUUUAAUUCAGAAUCUAAGUCGUCUUAGUUCUUCUGCCCUUGACAUAGUGAGAGCUCCUUCUUAGUAGUUUCUUUAGGAAAAAAUGCCAGAAAACAGCCCUUAUUCCAAUAAUUAGUGUAUAAAAACUACCAGCCAGCUUAUUUUGUCUCCAUUUCUAGCAGUAAUGUGGGACUAAGCACUCCACACAAUCUUGGUGUAACUUUCUAAGCAAGAAGUAUGCUAGUAGAUUAAAAUACCUAAGGCCUUUUUCACCUUCAAAUGCUCCUUUCCUCCCUCACCGACCAUCACUUGUAUAUUAGGUCCAUAAAAAUGACUGAAAUUACAGCAAGGAAAUCCAGAACUAUCUUCACAAAGGUGACGAAAUGUGAAGCUAAAAGAAAAGCAGGAGAUUAUUUUUCUUUGCUGUACAGUUCUUACCUGUCCUACUCUUCUUCAAUUCUUCCCAGCACUUCUACACAACUAACUCCAAAUCAUCCACCUGGUGUUUUGCACAUUCACCAGCUGUAACAGCAGCGACACAUGAGCCUUUAGCUGACAAGAAAUGAUAUUUCUGGAACUGGAGGCAUCCUACCAAGUAAUGCAGAUAACCUAUCUUGAACACUUUUACGUCCCUAAUGAGUCUCAGAGCCUAGCACCUCAUGUUGCCCCAUGAAUUUAUCAUAACUCGCCUUCCUUAAUCCCUUCAUGACCUACAGAAGGAUGCUUAUCUACUUUUUACACCAAAUUUCAGCAUAUAUCUAGAAGGAUGACCCUGCUCGGUUCACAUGCCAAGUGACCAGGUGCCAGACAGCUCUGGAAACACCAUGGUUGCCACAUUGGAAUGAUUUUGUGGGAAGAGAGACUGUAAAUGUUGUAAGAUAGAAUUUAUUAGCCUCACAGUCUAGAGGGUUGGUGUUACUCUCUAAGCUGUAGAACAAUGCACUCACUACAACUUGUAAAGACUCUCCAUAACAUCCUGAACUUGUCCCAUUGGCUGCACUUUCUGAUUUUCCAGAAAGCACUAGGAAAAGGCAAGCCAUAGCCCAUAAUCUUAGCUGCCUACACCAUUAAAGGAUUUUUUCAAGGUACGUUCUGCUUGCUUACAGUGAAAUCCUUGUGCUUCUUAUAUUUAACAUUCAUUGAUGUUGAAGGAUAUAUUCCCGGCCUGAAAGUUAGAAAGAGUGACAAUUAGCUUGUUGUAGUUCUUCCUGAGCGCUACAAUGUGUGACCACUGUUCUAGCUAUCUUCAACAUACACAUUGAGCACUGGCUACUUUUUCUUUCUUUCUUUCUUAUUUUAAGCACUUCAUAGAUUCCUUGAUCUCUAAGUAGCAAAAAAAACUGCAGUGGGAUCGAGUCAGUUCAGCAGAAUCCUUCCUUCUUCAUGCAGCAGCUUCAUUCCACUAAGAUGUGCAGAGCAUAAGCUCAAGGCUGAUGUUUAUCUCAUCCAGGUGACUUCCUAGAAGACAGUUUAAAACAGGCGAAGAACAAAUGAUGCUGUGUUCCAUUGGGAACACAUUUUCGCUACUAAAAGUGAGGUUCUUUUUCCUUCACAACUUUUAUCUUUUUUCAUUGUAGGUAUAUCUUCUUCUUUCUUUCUUUCUUUUCUACUAAUCCAGAAGAUUACCAAGCACAAAAUCAGCUCAGUUCCCUUGCUAUUGGAUCCAGCAGCUGCAAACUAUUGUUGCAGGCAACUGCUUGCUUCCCCUCAAAUGUCCUUGUGUGGCAGUAGUGGAGGCCACAGAGGAUGUGCAGAGAGAAUCAGCUUCCCUACGCAUAAACUUUCUCCAUCUAAUGCUGUACGAAUGUUGUACGUAGAUGUGGGAGAGCUCAGCACAAUUCUCCCAUAAACCACCUCUUUUUAGACUUCAUUGCCUCUUUCCUGUCAGUGGGUGAAGUUAUUAUGAAUUAUUGCCAGAUCUAAUCCUAUCAAAAGAGAAAGUAAUAAUGGAGCUGAAGUAGUUUAGGAAACAAUAGUCAUGCUCCAAGACCUUGGUUAAACUCUCAUCAUUCUUUGUUAGGGCAGGCUGUCCUAACAGUGCUCCAGCUCUACAGUAAACAUUUAGUUUCUAACUCAAUCAUCACUUCUCAGCAGAAGUGUGACCAACAUAAUAGACUGUACUGGAUUAGCAGCUUAUCCUAAAACAUUGAGCAAAAUUCCAGGUCAAGGGUAUAAACAAAUGAGUGAUGCCAACACUUGCUCAUCCCCUUUUAUUUUCUUUUCAUAUCUACCUCUUAUUUUGCUCCACUACUAGCAGUGAGUGCUGCUAACAGCAUUCACAUCUAAUCUCUCAGAGGAAGGCACAAAGAGCAGAGGGUAUUGUAAGGCAUUCAGUAUCAACAUUUUACAAAAUCUUUACUGCACGUUUCUAGGAGGUAUUUGAGGAGGAGCCAGCAGACUGGAACACUGAUUCAUGCACAGGGACCAUCCUAUGAUACUUCUUUGCUAGGGACUUAAUACAUAGCUGUGGUAACACACAUUACCAUUUUGCUAGCUUUUUUUCUCCGUUCCCUUAAUAGCAUUUACAAAAAAGGAACACUAGGAAAGAACAAUUUGAGGAGAGAAGCUGUCAUUUAUUUUAUACAGGGGCUGCUGGAAACAAUGUUGAAUAGCACCAUUGAUCCACAAAUAGGCUUUAUCACAUGCUAUGUUCUGUUGCUAGCCUAUUCAGAAGGGAGAUUUGAAACUUUCACUUACAUGCUAAAAAGAGCAUAAUAAUCAUUAGUCUUGUAGUAUAUCCAUAUGCAUACAGAUUCUUAAGGUUCACAGCAUUCUCUUUUUGAAGGGUUCUAGUACAUAUUUGAGAAAAAUGAAGACCGUUCUUCAUGACUCAGUGGCUUUAAUACUUUUGUCUCUUCCCCUAGGAUUCAUAGUUUGUCUGGAAAGCAAACAAAAAACAAACAAACAGAAAGCCUACCUUCCUCAUCACUUUGACAUUUUACUCUUAGCAUCUAAAACUAAAUGAUGUUUUAACAGCAAAAUUACCAUUUUCACUUUGAACUGCAUUGCUCUGACUAGUUGAACAGUGAACUUUUUGUACAUUAUACCUGUGGUGGAUUAGUGGAAAAAAGAUAUGCUAGCCUGUAACCCUGUUUAACAUUGAGCCUGAGUUAGGUAUAAACGACAUUCUAAUUUUCCUCUUCUUGGUAGCUAUUUCUUUAAAUGAUUUUGGAAUGUGACCAUCUUUUAGCGCUUGGUUAGUGUCCACUGACAUUCCUCAAGAGAUAUAUCCAAGAUUACGUAUUCCCUCUACAAUCUACAAACUUUAUUUUUUCUUUUUCAUUGUGGGUCCUCAGGUCAGUGUUUGUAUGCAUCUGGAGUCCUCGAGGGUUUUCACAGAAUACAUAUGGAAUUAGAUAAUAAAAUUCAUCAUGAAGUUCAGUGCCUCAGAGUCUGGCACCUGAGAAUUCUCUAGCUGUUAUCUAAACAUGCAUCUUGAUUUUCUAGUCAUUUGCUAUUUUUGAAUGAUGAAGUAACAGAGCAGAAGAAAUGUGGUUAUGUUUAUUCAUAUGUCUGGGAAUGGGCUUACUCAAGCACUAAGCCAGGCAAACGAGGCACUGAUAAGGUCAACUAUUUGCCAGGUACUCUUUUGUAUGGGUAAUGGGUGGCAUUAGCCAGAGGAGCCACAACAGCACAUUUCGUGUCAUCAAAAUACUCAGGUAACUCAGGUUUAUUUGGAGGCCUAAGCCAACCUGCAGAACUUUGUACAGUCCCAGCAGCUUCUUCAUUGCACCUAGUACUCAUGUCCCUACCUGCAUAGAAACAGGGAGGCAGUGGCAGUGGCUGGGAGAAAUGAAGCUGCACUAGCAUAAUAUAGUAUAAAAAGCAAAGGAUGAAGGAUUCACAGGGAAGCUGGUGACAGCUUAUUUUUGAGACGGUAUCACGAUUACAAGUUUUAAGGAGAGGACCUCUAGGUCUAUCUCAGUCAAAAACACCUGCAUCCAUCAAAACCAUUGACCAGAAGAGGGUUUUAAGUUUAAAUAUUCUUAAAAGCAAACAAGAGCUUUGGAUCACAUUCCAGCUGGUUGACUCUGUGCAUUAGCUGGCCUAAAAGCUUAGGGAGAGCAGAUUCCAAACUUAUGUUAGAGGCCAAAAAUGGUAAAUGCCAAAGUUUCUAAAUUGUGUCUUAAUAGACGAUGGAUGAAGAGACUGAUAUUGAUGACAUAUUUGAAAACCACUGACAGCAAAAGAAAGUGAAAAAGAGAAUGCUAUAGAUUCCAUUUCAUGCAUACAGAAUGCAUGGGAUCCUUACAACGUAAGUUGCUGGUGAAUUCAUGCAACGCUGAUAAAAUAGUUGCAUGUGACAAUAUACAGGCAGGUGAGGGGAGUACGACACACGCAAGACAGAGCCUUCCAAAGGAAACAGGGUUUCAGAAUAACCUUCCACAAAGCAAUGCUCCUCUGAGCAACAGUGGGAAAUCUUGUGCAGAGCAAUUACAGUAUCAGUUACCCCUUUUCACUUUUGUAGCUGUUAAGGAGUCCUGUAACUUUAUUGUCAUCCACGCUCACCUGCAAUACCAGCCGUAAAAAAUGAGCCAACACGUGAUCACAAGCAGAAGCACUGGGCUGGAGGGAAAUUGUUGAAAUACUGAAUCUAGUCCAUGGCUGUCACAGGCAACCAUCAACCACCUUGUACAGUCCUGUUCUUAAAAGCUCAACAUAUUUUUCUCAAUUUUUUUUUUUUCUGAUAUGACAACCUAUGGAUAUUUUUUAAUUUUAAGUCAGUGCAAUUUUAGAAUCGAACAAAAUUUGCCAACUAUGUAUUAAAUUUAACUUUCUUACAGAACACAAAUAAAAUUUUAGAUUUCUAAUUAUCCUUCCUUCCUAAGUUUUUCUUAAGAGUGUGUGAUUUCUUUGCUAGCAGUGCAGCUUGUGAUGUCAUAGUGAAAUGAAAGUACAAUUAUGUGCCCAAUGUGCCUUGAAUAAUACAGGUAGCACUAGUACCAGUAUGUCAUUAUAAGUUAGAUAGCCAUCCUAGUGAUCCCCCAAACUGACCCAGGCAGGAGAGCCAAACAUCCUUGUGCUUCACCUCCUCAAGUUUUCAGACAACAAUGUUCCUCUACCAGUCACAUCCAUUCCACUUUAUUUUGUGUUAAGGAGUAGGACUGUGCGUCUAGAAUACUAUUUAUAUUCGUAUUUUGAUUCCAACAUUUGUAUUCUGGAUACAAAUAAAUACACAUUAUC
Messenger RNA from Struthio camelus australis, 9981 nucleotides. It is a transcript of the gene GABRG3, whose product is annotated as gamma-aminobutyric acid type A receptor subunit gamma3. Gene Ontology annotation, molecular function: GABA-gated chloride ion channel activity; benzodiazepine receptor activity; inhibitory extracellular ligand-gated monoatomic ion channel activity. NCBI's taxonomy places the organism in Eukaryota, Metazoa, Chordata, Aves, Struthioniformes, Struthionidae. The record is from RefSeq and is a predicted model, not a curated record. Gene Ontology annotation, biological process: signal transduction; gamma-aminobutyric acid signaling pathway; synaptic transmission, GABAergic. Gene Ontology annotation, cellular component: postsynapse; neuron projection; GABA-A receptor complex.